AUGGACCACCAGAACGGUACUUACACGGCGACGUUCCGACUGUUGUGGGAGGGGGAGGUCACCAUCAAAAUCCAACUGGUCCACCCACGGCAGGCUAUCGAUGUUAUAGAAAGAACUAUCCGAAAACAUCCAAUUGAUCUUGUCAUGUUCCGAAAACGUUAUAUAUUAGAGAAUAAUGCCUACAUCGACACCAAGUGUAACGUAGACCCUGCCAUCUUCAAGAACACGAGUGCAGUUUGUAACUACUCGGACCCGCAUGCAGGCGCCUGGUGGUAUUGUGAGAAAGCCGCCAACAUUUCUUGUAAUACACCAGGAUACCAUGGCACUGACAAUGGCAGACGUAACCGGUACAAGAACUUCAAAGGUGGAAAACUGUUUCGCAGGGGCAACAAUGCAAUGAAGAAGUCGAUUUCUGGAUCUCCAUCUAAACUUUAUGUUAGAAAAGGGCAAGAUCCUUUGGCCAAUCGCACACGGUGUGUCCGGGGACUGACCACUCCACAGAUAUCUGGGUUCUAUCUGAACGGCGUGUGGAACUCUCUCGUCUGUAAGAACAGACAUUUCUCCAGCCAGGCCGGCUGGCAGCAGUGUCUGAAGGGGAAAACUCUGCAUUUCAUGGGCGACUCUACCAUACGGCAGUGGUGGGAACAUUUCGUCAGAAUAUUGAAAAUGGGAAAAACACAUAUUCCUUGGGCGAUACACAAAACUGGGCCAUUGCUCGCCCGAGAUCCUGUUAAUAACAUAACGUUAAACUAUCGUUCACACGGACCGCCACGUAAUUGUCCUUUUACUCGGACAUUUCUCCUCAGGUACGUCGCUAACACCAUCGAUGAAAUUGAGGGAGGACCGAACGAUGUGGUUGGUAUCACCAUGUGGGCACAUUUCACCUCGUACCCUGUGGAGGUCUACAGGAAAAGAAUGGAAGCCGUCCGUGCUGCCAUAGAACGUUUACUACACAGGAGUCCCGAAACUCUGGUGGUCAUCAAGUCGGCAAACACGGGCAGGGGCAAUGAGCUGAAAUCUGGGGAUUGGUUGGCACACAAGCUGGACUUGAUAAUGAGAGAAAUGUUCCGCGGGAUGAACGUUGUUCUUGUAGAUGUUUGGGAAAUGACCAAUGCACAGACCUGGCACAGGGACAACAUUCACCCAGCGCCUGACAUAAUUGUACAAGAACUAGAGUUCCUUUGUUCUUUUAUAUGUCCUUUGUGAACCCGGACUUCAAAAGAACGCUUAUCAAUAUUGCAAAAAAAAAAACACGAAAAGAAAGAUCUUAAACACUAUUUAGAAGUACGUUUUCGGAGCUUUUUGAAAUGGUGUCCAAACAGCCAACCACACAACCAACGUAACCAAUCAGCCAUCUAGCCAGCAAACCAUCCUUCAUAUCGCUAUCCUUUGCAGCUGGACCUUAUCGGGCUCAAACUCCCCGGGCGCUAAACGGAGAUCGGCCGGCCCGACUGUCUUGGGACACCGAAUAAACUGUCCUAGCUGCCCGAUCCCGGCUGGCCCCCAGGGUACACGAUCGCUUGCAGGAUGAGAGUUGUACAUAGCGAUGUGGUGUAUGACAUGCGCAGAGCAUGUGUCCUCGAGUUUACUUGAUUUUGUUAAUUAUCUACUUCGAUGUUCAUUUCAGCUGCGUAAGGUUAUCUUACGUUGAGUCCCAGCAGGCUUUCCGUUCGUCUUACAACCGUCAGGUGGCGCUUUUUACAUACUAAUAAUGUCAAAGUUUUCUUGCCAUUUGCAUUGCAGCUUUGUUUCGCUAUAUGCCCGUAUUGGUUUACGUCUAGUGUUGCACAUAUACGUUCAGUGUGGAAUUGGCAUCUGAAACAAAUUUAACUUUUCUCUACUGUUUGGUGGAUUUAUCCUUGAUGGUGUUAUGAGUGUUUUAACUACUUUUACACAGAAUUGUAGAUUUCUGCUCCUUUGUUACUUACAAACCUUUUUACCUCCAUGAAAAAUGGAGAUAUAGUUUUGGGUGUGUUUAUGUGUCUGAAAUUUUGUCGUGAGCAAUUUACACGGUAUCUGGUAUCUAUAGGUAGCUUAGACAGAGAUGCACAUCAUGAGGUGUAAAUUAUGCAAACUUACACUUGAUUUGCAUAUUUACUGAGGAAAAUCUGUAUUUGCACUGCUUCCUUAAUAGAACUCAAUACAUGCAAUAUAUGUAGUUUGUGGCAGGUAGAACAAUUACAUGUAUGUAACAUAAUUAAUUAAACAUAAUUAAUGCAAAAGUGCCAUAAUUCAUCGAUGUGGUAAAUGCUUGGACAAUGACCAGCGUAGGUUAUUUACAGGUGUACAUAACUAAGCAUAGAUAAUGCAAAUGUGGAAGUCCUUUACAUAAUCAGACUAUUCCAUCGGGAUAUGAGGUCUCCCAAGUCUUGUUCUCACGUUUUCGCAUGUCAAAAACCUGUUUUUUUUUUCACUUCUAGUCCAAAUUUAAGCCAAGGUUCCACCCAAGAUUGUUUACUAGCCGAAAAAUACUAGAGUCUGGGAAGCCUGGUUAACUAACUCGGAUGGCACCCAGGCUACACCAACUAUUACAGUUAAAAGAACUAUUUCAAGUAGUGUUUGAUAUUUAAACAAAAGUCACUUCAACACAUGAGGUACUAAAGCGUUCAAGUCAACUCCUUUUAUUCAGUAAAAUAGACCCUCUGUACACUGCAUCUAGUAGUGUUAGGCAGAGCUGGGAAAAGAUUCCUCCUAAUAUACAAAUAAUCGGACAAAAGCACAAUCCAUGUGAGCUGUCUGUUCAAAACACCCUCAGUUGACUUUUUGUGAAAACA
Molecule: messenger RNA, 2774 nt
Organism: Branchiostoma floridae (Florida lancelet)
Lineage: Eukaryota; Metazoa; Chordata; Leptocardii; Amphioxiformes; Branchiostomatidae
Product: NXPE family member 3-like
Exons: 3
Coding region: 1-1206 (401 amino acids)
Source: RefSeq, a predicted model, not a curated record